AUGGGAACCCGAAUGACAAAGAAAAAGCAAGCAGCAAUCGCAAGAGCAAGUUUUAUGUACCCUGUCCUUGAAUAUGAUGAUUUAUCCAUUUCAGAAUUUGAAAGUGACAGUGAUGACACAACCUCAAACAUGAAUCAUGUAAAGAAGAAUAUUCAAGAAACAAUAUUACCCGAAGAAAUUGUAGAAGGCUAUAGUGACUCAGAGUCUGUUGAUCAACUUGCCCACAAAAAGCAACCACCAAGCGGAAGCAGUGUUCGCAAAAGGGAAAUGAAAGACAGCGGAAUACACACUUCUAAGCGUCCUCACUAUAAUGAAGAUAUACCCACUGAAACAGAACAUGUAUUACAAGAAUUAAGAAAUGUUGGCGAUGAGCAGGAAGUCCAGAUCGAAGCAGUCUCUGUUGAUCUUCACGCAACAUCUGCUGACGAUAUAUCAGAGUUUUCAGAUACAAAUAUACUUGAUGAUUUAGAUGAUUGGAGGCCCACUCCAUCCACGCAUCAACAUCUAUCUCAAACUAGAUCUCUAAUGAGCAUCCAAAGUUUUGAUAGCGAUGUUGAUCGAGAAGAAGAGAUUUUAGAAGAAAAAGAGCGUAAAGCACUCGUUUCAGUCAGACACCAUAUUCCUGAUCUACCCUUUGAUAUCACCCCGACUGCUUUUCGACCUGUCUAUCCACAUCCCAUUACUGACAGACAAGUUCGACAUAUCAAAGAAAUUAAGCCACUCACUUUAGAAGCAAGUGGUUUAGCUAAUCAAGCAAGAGAAGUGGCUCUGGAUGAAACAAAAGAUUUUAUGAAAUGGGAGAGAUCCGUCAAAGCCACUAUGGCUCAUCACGGCUCAGUGACCUGGGCAGUAUUCCACUCAAAGGAAGCAAGAUUGUUCCGGAUGACAGACACUUGGUCUGAAAACGGGGUUAUUUUUUCUUGGUGUGUACCUGUUACAGACGAAGAACAAGAAACCUUAAAGUCUUCAACUCAAAGUCAACAAGAUGAUGAUAGUGUUAAAGAUAUAUUUUCACAGCCCCAUGUCUUGCCAUCCUACGUUCCCAACGAAAAUGACGACAAAUACCUCUUUGGUUUCUUCUUUCUUCAUUCAAACAUAACAUCUACAACAGAAAAAGACUUUAUGAAAGAAACACUUGUCGGAAUAUGGCCACCAUGGACACAUUAUACUGACAAGUUAUCUGGUUCGGAAAAGAAGGAGGUAUUUAUGGCUACACGAUUUAUGGCCAAUUGUAUGCACUAG
Molecule: messenger RNA, 1242 nt
Organism: Phycomyces blakesleeanus NRRL 1555(-)
Lineage: Eukaryota; Fungi; Mucoromycota; Mucoromycetes; Mucorales; Phycomycetaceae
Exons: 5
Coding region: 1-1242 (413 amino acids)
Source: RefSeq, a predicted model, not a curated record